This is a messenger RNA of Rhincodon typus (whale shark), 2778 nucleotides long. It is a transcript of the gene kcnd3, whose product is annotated as potassium voltage-gated channel, Shal-related subfamily, member 3. Bases 1 to 1986 code for a protein of 661 amino acids. The transcript has 7 exons. Gene Ontology annotation, biological process: protein homooligomerization; potassium ion export across plasma membrane. The record is from RefSeq and is a predicted model, not a curated record. Gene Ontology annotation, molecular function: protein binding; A-type (transient outward) potassium channel activity. NCBI's taxonomy places the organism in Eukaryota, Metazoa, Chordata, Chondrichthyes, Orectolobiformes, Rhincodontidae. Gene Ontology annotation, cellular component: neuronal cell body; voltage-gated potassium channel complex; membrane.
AUGGCAGCCGGGGUCGCGGCCUGGUUGCCCUUUGCCCGGGCUGCUGCAAUAGGAUGGAUGCCAGUGGCCAACUGUCCCAUGCCCCUUGCCCCAGGAGACAAGAAUAAGAAACAGGAUGAGCUCAUCAUCCUCAAUGUGAGCGGCAGGCGCUUCCAAACUUGGAAAAACACCCUGGAGAGAUUCCCAGACACCUUACUGGGCAGCACAGAAAAGGAGUUCUUCUUCCAUGAAGAAACUAAGGAGUAUUUCUUUGACCGGGACCCUGACAUCUUCAGGAACGUGUUGAAUUUUUACAGGACGGGCAAGUUGCACUACCCAAGGCAUGAGUGCAUCUCAGCCUAUGAUGAAGAGCUGGCCUUCUUUGGCAUCAUCCCGGAGAUUAUUGGGGACUGCUGUUAUGAAGAGUACAAGGACAGGAAGAGGGAGAAUGCUGAGAGAUUGAUGGAUGAUAGUGACUCAGAGAACAAAGCGGAGGGCAACCUUCCGUCCCGAACCUGCCGCCAGACCAUGUGGAGAGCCUUUGAAAACCCUCACACCAGCACCUUAGCGUUAGUCUUCUAUUAUGUGACUGGCUUCUUCAUUGCAGUGUCAGUGAUCACCAAUGUGGUGGAGACUGUGCCCUGUGGCAUUGGCCCAGGCGAUGUCAAAGACCUGCCCUGCGGGGAGAGGUACGUGGUGGCUUUUUUCUGCCUGGACACGGCCUGUGUGAUGAUCUUCACGGUCGAAUACCUCCUCCGGCUCUUCGCUGCCCCCAGCCGCUACCGGUUCAUGAGGAGCGUGAUGAGCAUCAUUGACGUGGUGGCCAUCAUGCCUUAUUACAUUGGCCUGGUGAUGACCAACAACGAAGAUGUGAGUGGAGCCUUUGUCACCCUGCGGGUGUUUCGCGUGUUCCGGAUUUUCAAGUUUUCUCGCCAUUCCCAAGGUCUGAGGAUCCUCGGCUACACUUUGAAGAGCUGUGCCUCUGAACUUGGGUUCCUCCUCUUCUCCCUCACCAUGGCCAUCAUCAUUUUUGCUACUGUGAUGUUCUAUGCUGAAAAAGGGUCAACACACAGCAAGUUUACAAGUAUUCCCGCCUCUUUCUGGUACACCAUUGUCACCAUGACAACACUGGGCUAUGGUGACAUGGUACCAAAGACAAUCGCUGGGAAGAUUUUUGGCUCCAUCUGCUCCUUGAGUGGUGUGCUGGUGAUUGCUCUACCUGUGCCAGUCAUCGUGUCUAACUUCAGCAGGAUCUACCAUCAGAACCAGCGAGCAGACAAGCGACGGGCACAAAAGAAAGCCAGGCUUGCGAGGAUAAAGAUAGCAAAGACUGGGAAUGCCAACGCCUACCUGCAAAUCAAACGUAACGGCUUGAUGAACGAGGCACUAGAGCUCACGGACUCGAGUGAUAAGGAACAGCAGCAAUCUCUGAACAAACCUGGCUCAGCUGUGGCUAGACAGCAUCACCAUCUGCUCCAUUGCUUAGAGAGAACAACUGGACUGUCUUACCUGCUGGAUGAUCCCCUUCUAUCUAUCCGAACGUCUGCUUCAACCAAAAACCACGAGUUGCUUGAUGAACCGGUUUAUGAACAGAACUGCCUGGAAGGUUCGAUGCAGAAUUGCCCAUCCACCCACAGCCCAUCUCUGUCCUCAGAGUCUGGGACAACCAGUACCUGCUGCUCCCGCCGCAGUAACAAGAAGUCCACUCAUCUUCCCAACUCCAGCGUGUCAGCCGCUCACCUGAGAAGCAUGCAGGAACUUAGCACCAUUCAUAUCCAGAGUGGGGAGCAGGCGUCCUUCAACACCAGCCGCUCCAGCCUGAAUGACAAAUCGGAGGAGGGUCUGCGAGUCAACUACAAGAGCUCGCAGAUCGCCACAGCGAUAAUCAGUAUCCCCACACCGCCCGGCACUACACCCGAGGGGGGACAUGAGCUACCCCUCCCCAACCAGUCCAGUACCAGCAUGGAAGCCGCAAGCUGUAACAUCGUGAAAGUGUCUGCCUUGUAAAAUUAAAGCCUUGCCCAGCUCUCAGUCACCUCAAAGAUCACAUCGUCAAGCAUGACACUGGCAACCGCAUGGCAAGGGUGAGAGGGGAAAUUGUGAAUGAGACCAAUCCCAGUGAAAGGGGGAGGGUGAUCCGAAGUCACCGCGUUUGCGUCUCAAAGCAACGGCACAGUUUCAAUCCAGUUUUAUUAUUUGUUUGUCUUUUAUUUUCAAUGAGAGGAACAACGGGGGGAAACUCGAGAGGACCAACGCCGGAGAGACUCAAUGAGGGACAUUUUGGGAGUUAACAAAAGGAACCAGCUCCGCACUGCGUCGUUUUUAAGUACUGUACCUAAUUUAGGUGAUGUUUAAAAUGGAUAAUAUUUAUUCACAAAUUGGAAAUGUGAGAAGGUGAGCCUAUUUGGGAAAAAAAGCAAGCAGGAUUUUUUUUUUUCCCGUGUGGAAGAGUGACUUUAAAAAAGACACAAAAGACAAGAGAUUUAGGAUCCAGAUGUUGUUGUAGUCCCCACUUUUUGACACGUUUCUCGUGUGCGUUACACGUGGAAAAGAAGACAGCUGUUAGCCCUGACGGCAGAUAAUUUGUCUGCUUAUGGUCUGUAGUUACAAUAAGAGCUUUCAUUUCUGCUGUUUGAUCCAUGUGACAUCUCAGUGUUCAUUGCUGACAAGAAGCAGCAUCGUGUGAACAUGGUGUUUGUCAGUUUAAGUACAGUCUGUAGGUGUAUUGUGAGCAGAAAACUGUACCCAGCAAAUUAAGCCGUUCCAUGCACUGAUUUCUUCUCUCUUCCCAAUACCAUC